Rosa rugosa (rugosa rose) is the source of this 617-nucleotide messenger RNA. RefSeq lists its product as uncharacterized. Lineage: Eukaryota; Viridiplantae; Streptophyta; Magnoliopsida; Rosales; Rosaceae. The transcript has 3 exons. The record is from RefSeq and is a predicted model, not a curated record. Bases 114 to 452 code for a protein of 112 amino acids.
UCAAAUUUUUUUCUUUCAGGAAAAAAAAAAAAAAUUAAACUGUUUCUUUUCCUGGCAUUCCAUCUCCUUUGUCUGAAGUAUCAGCCACAGAGGGAGAACCAGAGCUCGAGACAAUGGCAAUGGUCUCCUUGAACCUCCGCACUGGCCCAAAUCCAAAGGUGCUUCAAGUCUGUUGCAGAAAGAAAGAGAGGAGCAGAGAUAACUAUGACCUCUACAAAGUCAUCGAAAUUACGCCUCCGCCCAAGAACCUCGGCGUUCGUUGCUUUCCCUCUAACAUGCAAUGCGGGGAGAUUGUGACAAUAGAAAGCCAAACUUACACAAUCUCGGCUGUAACUCAUAGGUACCAGCUUCGGAAGGGGAAGUAUGAACCGAGCGAGAAGAGGCUCGAUGUCUUGUCCACAGCGAGAUACGUCUUGAAUAUAUACUUGGAUAAUUUACUAGAACAAUCUUAAGACUUCUUCUUUAAGUUAGUUCCACUUCCACACACUGUUGAAAUAUUAUGAAUUGAUUGUGCAGUUCUUGGAUUCCCUUAUCAUAUCCCUUGCCAACUUGCUGGUUUUCCAUGAUGUAUAUAGAAGAAAAAGAAAAUAAAAAUAGAGGGUUAUGUUUUUUAGCAA